GGCAAAUUCGUGACGUCAUUUUCCCUGAUCGCCAUAUUGCAGUACAGUGAAACAAAAACAAAGAGCAAACACCACGGAAACCACCCAUUUUUUGUCGUUUUGAAUUGAAACUGUACCCUACUGGACGGAAUUUGAAGAGAAGGAAUGGCUCAGAGUCCCUUAGGUGGGGCAGUGAAAGCCUUACAGCUGGAACUAAAGAAAAUUAAAGAAGAACCUGUGGAAGGAUUUCGUGUGAAUCUGAUCGAGGAUGAGAAUUUGUUCGAGUGGGAAGUGGCUAUCUUUGGACCUCCAGGGACCUUAUAUGAAGGAGGUUACUUCAAGGCCCACAUGAAGUUCCCAUCAGAUUAUCCAUACAACCCUCCAAGUGUUAAGUUCAUGUCAAAGAUGUGGCAUCCAAAUGUAUAUGAGAAUGGAGAUGUUUGCAUAUCAAUACUACACCCUCCAGUAGACGACCCUCAAAGUGGAGAACUUCCCUCAGAACGGUGGAAUCCCACACAGAAUGUCAGAACGGUGUUGCUAAGUAUAAUUUCCUUGUUAAAUGAGCCCAACACAUUUUCUCCAGCCAAUGUUGAUGCGUCCGUUAUGUACAGAAAAUGGAAAGAUUCUAAAGGAAAGGACAAGGAGUACGAAAAUAUAAUCAGGAAACAAGUGGAAGGGACAAAGGAGGAGGCAAUCAAAGAUGACGUGAAAGUUCCAACUACCUUACAGGAGUACUGUGUUACAUUUAAACCCAAACCUCCAGAUACAGGAAUGGAUUGUGUUGAUUUCUAUGACGACGAUGACUAUGCUGAUGAUAUGGACGAUGAGGAUGAUGAGGAUGAGGACAAUUGUUAUGCAGAAGAUCAAUAUGAUUCCGGAAACGGUUGAGAGUUCUGAUACAUAUGGUUAUUUAAAAAAGGAUUAAAAAAAAAUGUAUAAAUGCGAGGGAAAAAUUGAAGAGUGGGGAAUGUUAGACUUGGUCACUGCCUAUAUGUUCACAUCAGGUACUUACCAUGACUAAGGACGCUUGAUACACUCCUUAGUGUACAUUAUUUGCAUUCUACAACGACAAGAUUUAAUUUGUCCCUUUUCACUUAUAUGAAAUUGAUUCAAGCCCCUUCUUUUUGAAAUUAUUAUACCAGUUACUAAUAUUAAUAACUGCUUUAUUUAAGAAUACACUAGGACAGCAUAUGUUAUAAAAAUCACUAUUGUCAGAGUUUCGCAUUGAAUUACUGUCGAAGGGGGAGUGGGCAUUUGGUCUCAAUGAUAAUUUCUCUCAUUUUGUCAAAUAAUUGAAAGAAGUGUUCUGGGGUCUUUUUGCUAAGAAAUUUGACUUGAGUAGCAGUGUUACUUAAACAACGGCUCACUUUUCAGAAAGGGUCAAUUACCUUGUGCUAGGGACAAAACCAUAUUGUAGAAUUCUGGUCUUAAGCACUUUGAAAUUAUUUAAAUCCAAACAGAUCAUGUGUAUUUACAUAAAGAUCAAUGAUGAUGUAUGAAAACGAGGCAUGAUCAUGUACUUUCAAAAUUCUGUGCUUCUCAUUCCUGAUUCUAUGUUGGAGAACAACAACAUGAAACACUAUGGUUAGUUUCUUAACUGGUGUGAAGUUUCACGAGUAUUGUGCUUGUACAGAUUUUGCAAUAUUAUAAAGCCAGAAGGCUUUACAGGUGUAAGUUUUACUGGUAGUCACUUUAUCAAUUAAAGCCACAUAAACUGAAUGUUCACUCAUAGUGACACUUUCUUGCUAUACAGAAUACAUGUAUCAAAAGAAUGCAUGUUAAAUCGGUCAUUUAUUUCUAUGAUUGAGGAAACUAGUCCCUAACGUUUAUAGUUUUAAACAAAUAUCCUCUAAUUGAAAUAAAAGAAAUGUUUUUUUCGUAUCCUACUGUAUAUUAAAUUUUAACCCCCUGAAAUCUGAUUUAUUGAAAAUGUAAAUAAAAAGUUUAAAUGAUGUUUUAGUUCAAAUGCUUUGAAUCGGAUAGAACUUGGAUAUAUAUUUCAAAAUGAAUAACACAUAAUAAGAAAUUUGAUGGAGCAUAGUAAAAAAUGAAACAGAUUUUUUCCUAGGUAAAUUACAUCCAGCCUAUUCCACAUAUACUAUAUAUAGACCAGUGUCUGUCGUGGAGUAGAUAUGUUCCCGGUUAUCUAUAAAUGAAGAUCUUGUCUGAAAUUUCUCGUGUGUGUGUGUAAGAUAUGUUGACAUAUUCCCAUUGAUCAAGUGUUCCAGGUGCUGUAGAGCAUUCUAUGUGAUACAUGCAGUUUGCUAAAACAUUCAAAACAUUAAGAUGUUAUGAAACAUUAUGAUGUUAAAAGAAAAUGAUGUUACAGGUUUGUUUGAUAAAUAUAAAUAGUUUGAAGUCAUGUUGCAUCUUUUAAAAGAAUUUGUUCGGGUGUUAUCUGCUCUCAGGUGUGCAUGUUUCAUAAUAUCAGUGUGUAGUUUGAUAUUGUCCACGAGAAGGGUGCGAUGCGUCUGCAACCUCCAGAUUUGGAAAUGUUUGAGCAUGUUAGAAUUUUUGUAUCCAAAGCAGUUCGGUACGUUGACUAAGCUUAAACAGUUUAAUGAUUUCCUGGCUAUACCUUUUAGGCAUUGGUUUAGCCCACUGGUGUCUUUCUAGUGUGGAAACUUGACAUGUAAAUGCCUCAAUUCAGUUCAAUUAACUUGUGGUUUCGAUUAAAUUUGCCUCGCCAUAAACAGUUACCAAUUGGUGGCUGUUCCCAGGUAUCCUUGAAUUAUGUCCACAAAAUUAACCUAACCUGUCUUCAUCUCACUGGUAAAUUUGCAACUUUAUAUAUUAUCUCAGAUGUCUCUCUUGAAAUGUGGAAAAAUAUUAUUGUAAAUAUGUGCAAAACAUUAUCAAAAUGUGUGUAUGUCAUAUUCAGGUAAAUAUAUGUGUUGGGUAUGAAUGCUUGUUGGUGACUUGAGUCCACGAGACUGCAGAGAGCAAGAGCGUGUAAGAAUGUGAUGUCUUCUGGCACACCAGAAUUCCAUUCUCUGAUGGUCUUCACGAAAAGUGACGGAACAAAGUGUGAAAAUCUGGUGUGGAAGAAUGGCCGAUAGAAAUAGGAAAAUUAAUUUAUCACGUUUGAUCACUCACAUAAUUGUACAAGUCACAUUUAAUGCCUGCAUGUGGAUGUGUAGAGGAAAGUAGAUGGAGUGUUGUGUGUCAAGACACUUGGUGUGUGCAUGUAUGUGUCCAUCUGAAUGGCUUCCAUUUCCUUGGUUUGUAAGUAAACUACUACUACAGGUAGUAUCAUCAGUUAGUUUCCCAAUUUACACAAUGAGUUUAUUAUUUAUGCUCUCUUAACUCAUUCACCCCUGAAGACACAUUUGAAAUCUUCCAUUUCAAAGGUUGGAAUAGUUCAUUAUGAGAGUUCAGGGGUGAAUGACCUAUAACUUGCUAUAAGGCUAUAUGAAAUGUUACUUUCAAGUUUUGAAUUUUUUGUUUUUCCAAGAAGGAUUUUGACAAACGUGGCUUAUCACUAUAAAGAAAUUGUUUGUGGAAAUUGUUUUUUAUUUUAAAAUCUCAUACAAGUUGCAAAUAAUAAUCUUUAUACUUGAGGUAGAAAGCUUGUUGACCUGUUGCCAAAAAAUUAUAAAAGGGCCACAGCCAGGACAUCAAAUCUCAGUUCUGUGCAAUAACUGACUCAACUGGCGUAAUUGUCUUCAAUACACAAAGAGGUAUGGGCUUUCGAGAUUGCAAAUACGGUCCAAGUUGGUAAGAACGUCUUCUAACAGCAAUCUAUUGAUAUAAAUCUAUUAAAACCAUAUGCUUUGGUUUGUUUCCAGUUUGGCAUUUUAGACAUGAAAAGGGAAAUUUGAUACUGAGAUAAACAAAAUUUAACUAAGUGAUUCAGGCCUUUUUUUGCCUCUUUUAUGAUUACAUGCAUACAAGCCGCUGCUGGUGGUAGUAUGUCACAAAUUCAGUAAUUUUCCUUUUGUCCAUUUUUACCAAUCAACUGACAAAACAUUCAAAUAAUCAUUAAAUAACAAUUCUUAGUACAUGUAUUUGCAUUAGAUUUCUUUUUGUUAUGAUGUUUGAAUUUUUAAAACUUAAUUUUUAAUGGUCUUAAUUUUGGAAAUGUGUCUCUAAAAGUAACAGCAUGGAAUGUUGAAAAUUGUUGAUCUCAUAAAUAAUGAAGUAUUUUAUAUAUGUGGUCUGUUAAAUUUGUGAUGAUGUGUCUUUAAUAAUGCAAUAUGAGAGAUAUUGUAAUUAUAUCAAUUAUAUAUGAAGAAAAAGAAAGUUCUUUCGAGACAUUUCGGUAAAUUUAAAUUGCACAUCGAGAAACGACUAAUGUUUAACAAAAGUGUGAGGAUUGUUUCUGUUAUGAUAAGGACCUAUAUUGAUGGUUUGUUUUGGGUAAUGGAUGUUAGUUGAACAAUUUUAGAGUUUUCUCUUCAGACUUUUAAAGCAUUUUGGUAUUGUGCUGAAACGUGUAUUGCAAAAUUGAGAUGAAAAUUAAAACAGCUGCAGCUAAUUUAAUUUCACUUGGAAUAUUAAUGAGAAAGAUUUGAUAACAUCGUGUCAAAUAUAGAAAUAUAGUACAAUGCUGCUGAUAAAGUCUGUUGAGAACACUGAUGUGUUUUCAGGGUUUUCUUCUUAUGCUUUUUUCCAAACUUUCAACUACAGGAAUAGGUUCAUUUACUGUUUCUUUGACAUGUUAAUUUUUGAUAAUUUAUAAAAAUAUUCGUUGCACUGUCCUGUAGAUGUUUAAUGGGUUGUACUCUCUAAUGUGAAAAUGGGAGGGUUUUCAAGGACUGAAUGGUGUGUUAAGUGUAAGACUUGUUGGUAUAUUUGUUGUUAUUUUGCAGGUGAAAACCAAUUACAUGUAUUUUAAGUGUACUUGUAAUAAUUGCUUAAAUAAAAUCUAAGCUGUAUGAUU
This is a messenger RNA of Mizuhopecten yessoensis (Yesso scallop), 4861 nucleotides long. RefSeq names its product ubiquitin-conjugating enzyme E2 R2-like. The record is from RefSeq and is a predicted model, not a curated record. Gene Ontology annotation, biological process: ubiquitin-dependent protein catabolic process; protein polyubiquitination. NCBI's taxonomy places the organism in Eukaryota, Metazoa, Mollusca, Bivalvia, Pectinida, Pectinidae. Gene Ontology annotation, molecular function: ubiquitin conjugating enzyme activity. The transcript is spliced from 5 exons. Bases 145 to 867 code for a protein of 240 amino acids.